AUGCCCAGUAGUCCCCUGCUGGACCAGCGAGCUGUGCUACAUGCAUACCAUCACCUCUUCCGCCAGGCAUUGAAGGCCAUCCGUUAUUCGGUCCCCGGCCGCCAUGUCCUACGCACCACGAUGCGCAACAGCUUUCGCUCCUCCUCGGUCGAGGAUUUUGAUCCCACCAGAAUUGCCAACACCCUCCUCUUCCUCGAACGAGCGACCAAGACCACGGGGCUGGAGCACAAGAUUGUGAAAAAUAUCUUGUUUUGCAGAUACUGGGAGCUGCCUGGGGCCCGCAGAGAGUCGAAAGUCUUGCGAAGCCUAGGGCUCGGGAACUCGGAACAUUCGUUGCGGAAAAGCGCCUAUGAGCAGCUCAACUCGACCCUGGAGCUCCUGAACCAGAGCUUGGGGACGUGUCUAAGGUGA
Messenger RNA from Penicillium riverlandense, 411 nucleotides. RefSeq lists its product as uncharacterized. Lineage: Eukaryota; Fungi; Ascomycota; Eurotiomycetes; Eurotiales; Aspergillaceae. The transcript is spliced from 2 exons. The record is from RefSeq and is a predicted model, not a curated record. Bases 1 to 411 code for a protein of 136 amino acids.